This is a messenger RNA of Apis florea (little honeybee), 1156 nucleotides long. RefSeq lists its product as uncharacterized. Lineage: Eukaryota; Metazoa; Arthropoda; Insecta; Hymenoptera; Apidae. The record is from RefSeq and is a predicted model, not a curated record.
AUGUUUGGCUUACUUUUUAAGAAUAUUAAAAUAUUUUCACUUUUUAAAAUUUCAAAUUCUCUUUCAACAAAUUUUCUUCAAGUAUUCUCUAGAAUGAAAAUGGAUAUAAUCAUCAUUACAUAUGUACCAUUAAUAGAUAAUUACAUUCCUCGUUUUUCAAGACAGUACAAUAAAGACAUGUUAAGACGCAUCUGCGUCCAAAAGCGAGAGAGAAGGGAUGAAAACGAAGACUGUGAAAACAUAGCAUACGUAAUAGUUACUCUCGCGUUGAAGGCAAUCGUCGAUUGGAAUGCACAUCGAGAAAAAGACUCGUUACGUUCUACGUGUAAUUUAACAAUUAAGAGAAGAUCAAAGUCGAGGAUACAAAAGUAUAUAUUAUACGACAACCUGUAUAUUACUUCGUCUCAACCGUUGACAAUCGCACGUUCCUUUUCGUAUGAGCCAGACUGUGUAAUUGCAUCACACAUACUCGCGACUGAUGUUUGACUCAAGAGGAAACAAACAGAAAACACGAAGAAAAGAUCUUGGAUUGGACUGAAUUGUAACAAACAUGAAUGAAUAAUGAAUUUCUAUUUGAAUUGAAAUGAGAAGAAAAAAAAUCUACGAGAUGAAUUUAAUUAAAGUUCAAGAGGAAGAGGUUGAAUAAACGGCCAUAUCAAAUUAUAUCGUAAACUUUCUUAUUGACUAAUAUUUUUUUCUUCGAUAAAUUCUCUAUUUUUGUAGGAUUUAAUUGAAGAACAAUUAUCACAGAGCUAUAAUAUUUGAAUGUUCAUUCCAUGUUUUGGGAAAUAAUAAGAAAGAUAAGAUAUCAUAAUUUGGAAUAAAUAAUAUUUUCAAGUUAAUUAUAAAUUUUCAAAAAACAAAGAAAUUUUUCAAAUCUUUCCUAUCUACUUAUAGGAAAAUCUUGUAAACGACAGCUGCGAAAGCGAGUCGAUGAAAAAUCAAUAGCCGCGAAAACUUCCGCCUCGAAGCAAUGUCUGUCAGCUGUCGUUUACAAUACCCACGGCAUGUAAUAGUACAAUGCAUAAAAUAACUGGAUAUUAUUAUUAUAAAAUUGACGAUAUGUUUUAAUCAAGAAUGUCGUGAACGUGCUAAAGGAGGAACUUCUUCAAGCUUUGGAGAAACCGAAAAGUAUGAUUUUCUUUUGAAAUUUUUU